ACAACAUCGUCUUUCGGUUUUGACUUGAUACUUUCUCACGAGCAUCAUCAUCAUGUUCUUCUAUCAGUUUUUACUCCUUCAGUUACAAGUUUCCUUGUUGAUAUCAAGAAAUGAUAAAUUACGUUAAUUGUUAUUUUUUAUUGAAAAAUCAUCAUCAAAUGAAUAGAUUGUAAACAUCUAAGAAUUGAUAGAAUAAUUGAGUCUGGUUUCCUUAUAAGAAGCUAACGAUGAUGCGGAUCAGAAAGUUGGUGGGCAAAUAUCUGUGAUGGAUCAAGAGUGAAAUUGUUUAUUGGAGCGACAAUAAUCGAACGAUCCCCCGGCCAUACAAAGCCACGUGUUGUCUAUGUGGUCGAGCAUUUCAAUGAGAGGAUGUACGGCGUUGAAGUGUCAUGUGUCGUGAGCAGGCAAUGUGUUAGUAAUUUAUGUAUACAUCAGAGUUAGGUUUCGUGCAUUAGACGAGUGUCCUUUGCAAUAACUAAAUAAGUUGCGAACAAAUAAAUACACCAGCAUUCAAAGGAAGUUGGUGAUAACUACGGGCAAUGCCAAGACCACAUAUGUUGGUUGAAACUGAGUGGAAAACGGAUGGAGGAAAUAAUUGCAGCCAAGAAAUGAAACAUCAACGGCCGAAACGCACAAUCAAGACAGCAAAGACAGCGAUGCUUCAAUCAUUAUAGGGGUCAAAAGUGAUCCCAUGAUAGCAACAAUAACUUCAUUCUCUUUGAAACGACGCAGGGACACGAUGUUGCGCGUUUUGGGAGUUCGACUAUUGUCGAGGCUUCUCGUCCUCGUCUGUUCACUCUCUCUGCUGUCACUCCUUUUCCUCAAUAGAUGUGGCUUCAACAGUUUCGACACUGACCUCAUUGAUACUUCAGACCCCAUCACAACAUCAAACCUUGUUGAAGUUAAUCAAAGAGAGGAAGAAACAAAACUUGAAAUUGAACGACUGACUGCUGAAAUUCGUACAUUAAAAUUACAAAUACUCCAGUUAACAGGUGGACCAUUAGCACAUGGAGAGACAGUGGCUGCGUUGAAUUCAACAGAAAUAGGUGAUUGUUUAGCAGCGAGACGUCAAGUUGAAUUAGCAGAAAUAAGUCAAGGCUUACCAUUAAACAAUGAGUACGAAUUGAUAGCAUUCAGCCAUUUUACUUUCUCUCGACUUUACCCAGUUGACCUAGGUCUUGGUAAAAGGGUUGUAGAAAAACCCAUAGGAUUUAAAAGAAAAGACCUUCUGGAGGCUUUGGCAAAAGCUAUAGAUACUCUUAAUAAAAAUGUGUCUUCCAUCGCCGCGCGUUAUACUCAAGAGGAUUUUCUUGAAGGUCUGUAUAGAGUUGAGCCAACAACUGGGACUCAGUACGAAAUGUACUUUAGAUCUAAAGCACUCAACAAAAGCUCGCAAGUCUCGAUGAAUACUGGGUAUACAAAGAUCGUCAUGAUGAGACCCUAUGCUCCUAUUCACUAUGUGUCACUACAAAAACAGCAGGCACGAGAGAAAGAGCUUAUUCAUAUAAUACUUCCAUUAUCAGGACGCACGGCAACUUUCCAAAGUUUUAUGGAUAAGUUUGUAAAAAUUGGAUUAAAAAAUGAUCGAAGAGUCCAUUUAACUGUCGUCUACUUUGGUACUGAAGGGCUUUCGGAAGCUAGGGCUAUUAUGUCACGAGUAUUGAUGACGAAAGGCAGCGGUGGAACCAAUCAAAAUCUUCGUCUUUUAGCUCUCAAUGAAACAUUCUCGAGAGGAAAAGGAUUGAGGGUUGGUGCUGAACGAGCUUGGAAUGCUGAUGGAGAUGUCCUUCUAUUUAUGUGCGAUGUUGAUGUUGUGUUCAGUGCCAGAUUUCUCGACAGGUGUCGUUGGAACACAGCUCCAGGGCGUAAGGUCUAUUAUCCCAUUGUCUUCAGUCUCUACAACCCCCACGUAGUCUACACGCUUCAGGGACGUGAAGUACCACCGGAACGGGAUCAACUUGUGAUAUCUAGAGACACAGGCUUUUGGCGAGACUUUGGCUAUGGAAUGACCUGUCAGUACAGGUCGGAUUUUUUAAGAGUUCGCGGAUUUGAUGAAGACAUCGUUGGAUGGGGUGGAGAAGAUGUUACUUUAUAUCGUAAAUAUGUUCGGAGUAGUAUCAAAGUGAUCAGAGCAACAGAUCCUGGAAUAUUUCACACCUGGCAUCCAAAGGUUUGUUCCGGUGGUCCGGGUCAGAGAUUAUCGGCAGAUCAGUAUCGUGCUUGCAUAAGAUCUCGUGCUCUCAACGAAGCCUCCCACGCUCAACUUGGUUUUCUUGCUUUUCGCGAUGAUAUUGCAAGUCAAGCGAUGAAUCUCAAGACCUCGCAGACAAAGAAGAAAAAAAAGAAAAUUCCAGCAGCAUCAGCAGUUAAAAAAGAUAAAGUUAGAGUAACGGGAUCUAAGCCAAAAGAAGAGUCUCAGGUGAAGGAAAAAGUUGUUGUAAAGACUUUGAAAGAUGUAAUUUGAUGGAUCUUGAGAUAGGUGUGUUUUUAAUUAUCAAUGUAAAUAUCGUGUAAAAAUAAUGAAAGUAACAAAGUGUCAUGACAAGUGGAACAUUAAUCAAUUAAUUAUCCUCGCGAUUUGUAAUCAAGUGGAAUCAAGAGUGUUUUUGAGUAUUCAAAUACUUUGUGAAAGAAUUAUUUUUCACAGAUAAAUGGGAUUCUUUAUAUGAAUCAUUAUUUCAUAUGGUAACUAAAGGUGAAAAUUUAAUUUUUCAUAAGAACUGUUUAAAUUGUGAUCAUAAAUGUAAUUUUAUUACCGCAAUAUGUGAUGAUUUGUUAAACAAAUGAUAAUUUAUACGUAAUCGAAAUUUGUACAAAGCCUAUUUUAGUCACUAAAUGUCAAUUAGAUUGCACAAAUAUCAUUGUGGUUUGUUGAGCACAAGAGUGACUUUGAAUUUUACAGUAUUUCAGAGUUUACAUAUAUAAGUGAUAGCGAAUGAAAUUAC
This is a messenger RNA of Chelonus insularis, 2945 nucleotides long. It is a transcript of the gene Csgalnact, whose product is annotated as Chondroitin sulfate N-acetylgalactosaminyltransferase. The coding region runs from base 692 to 2464 and encodes 590 amino acids. The record is from RefSeq and is a predicted model, not a curated record. Lineage: Eukaryota; Metazoa; Arthropoda; Insecta; Hymenoptera; Braconidae. Gene Ontology annotation, cellular component: Golgi cisterna membrane. Gene Ontology annotation, molecular function: glucuronosyl-N-acetylgalactosaminyl-proteoglycan 4-beta-N-acetylgalactosaminyltransferase activity. The transcript is spliced from 9 exons.